Molecule: messenger RNA, 3206 nt
Organism: Chironomus riparius
Lineage: Eukaryota; Metazoa; Arthropoda; Insecta; Diptera; Chironomidae
Source: the annotation of a GenBank genome assembly
UAAUCUUGUACCCAACAUCCUCACCUAAAACACUUGCAUAAUUAAUGAAUGCCCUUUUUGCUCAUUUCCUUUCAUUACAGGUUUUAGUGAUCCUUAUUGUAUGCUCGGAAUAACAUCAAUGAUGGGAUGUCAACCACCACUCUCACCACAACCGCCAAUGACACCUCGAACACUUCCUGAUACCGGCAUGGAUAGUUUAGAGUCUCCGGAUAAUAAGCUUCGGAAACAUGGAAGUUUCCGAUUGAGUUUCAAACGAAAGAAUCAACAUCGUGAUUCAAUGGGACCGAUGCCUGCAAAAAUCAUAAAAGCAACAUCCGUUAAACAGCACACCCUCAGUCCCAAAUGGAAUGAAAAAUUUAAAUUCGAUGUCGAUGACAUCAACACCGACCAAUUACAUCUAGACAUUUGGGAUCAUGAUGAUGAAAGUAGCGUUAUGGAUGCUGUGUCGAGACUGAAUGAGGUCAGGGGCGUUCGUGGCUUGGGGCGGUUUUUUAAACAAGUAUGUCAAUCGGCGAGACAAGGUUCACAAGAUGAUUUUUUAGGAAGCAUAAACAUUCCAAUAUCGGAUAUUCCAUCAACAGGCCUCGAAGGAUGGUUCAAACUUGAAGCCAGAAGUCAUCGUAGUAAUGUUCAAGGUCGAAUUCGUCUGAAGCUUUGGUUGUCAACACGUGACGAUCAUGGACAAUCAGAGGAUGAUGCAUUAGUUGAAAUAAAAAAAUUAGAACGAUGCUAUAUGGUUUUCAUGCAGCACGAAUUGUCUACACAUGAGCCAACAUGGAGUUGGGGUGGAGAUAUUCAAGGUUCAGCAUUAACCAUUUUACAUCAGAUGGCUGUUCAAGCUGAUUUGUCGGAGCUUCAGUGUGCAUUGGCACGUUUUGUUGCUUCAAUCACGCUCAAUAAUAAAACACCACUAGAUCCUAAGUUUAUACACAGAGUCAUGCUUGAACUGGAUCGUUUUUGGAUUCAAGUUGCUAUGGAGCCAUUAGGUCAUGAGGCUGAACAAUGGUUAGCUAAAGCCAUGGUUCGUUUUGUGGAAAUUUCGCUCAAUCAAAUGAGACGACAUCGAGAAAUAUUUCCAGCACUUCAUCCUCCAUCAUUAGUUAGAUUAGAAUUUUUGCUUAGAUGUUUAGGCUUACUCGGAUCAAUGCGCGCUUUUCGACAAGUUUGUCCAUUUAGUAAAGGCGUGCGUGGUGAAAUUGUCAAUUAUUUACGUAAAGGCUCGGUUUUAUGGGCACAAAAUCAACUUAGAGAAUCUGUUCGUCAUGAAAAUCCACUUGUUCACUUUACAUCUACAAUUCUUGCCGAUUUACAGACUGGAUUAACUUACUAUCAUCCUAUUUAUGAUAACACCAAUGGAGUUCAAUAUUUUAGCAUUGUAUACAAGCAGUUUGAUCAAAUUCUUGCGGAUGAAGUUUCGAUGCGAAUGGAAACAGGUCAAAUACCUGGUGCACCAACAAAUCAAUAUGCAGUAUUAGAGGGACGAGAACAAAUUGAUACAAGACCAUUUGAAUUAUAUUUUGCACUACAGGAAUUUUCUAUUUUAAAACAGCAUUUAUCAGUUCAACCUCAGCCACCUGAAAAAGCAUUAGGAAUUCAAAAUUACCAUUUGUGGUUCGAAACAAUCAUUCAACUUUGGAUAGCUGUUUGUAAAAAUAAGGCACUUAGUCGUGUACGGUCGGCUAUUACAAUGGAUGAAAUUUGUGAGGGUGAGAAGAUUGUACGUCAUAGUACAUCGUCCGUUGACAUUGCUAGUGUGAUUUAUCAAAUGAAAGAAUUUUGGCGUCUCCUUCAAUGGCCUGAUCCAAAUUCAGCUAUUCAUUUUGAAUCGCAAAUAUUAGAUGCUGCAUGCUCUACUGCGCUUCAUUAUAGUGAUUUAGUUCAUCAAAAUUUGAUAGAUAGCGGUUAUUAUGAACAACAGGGACCAUUUAGAAUUUCCGAUGAGCUUUGUGUGUCCGUAAAUAAUUUAGAAUAUGUAAGGCGAGCUUUAGCUGAGUUUAAGGGUGACGAUCCCAAUUUGAACAUUAUUCAAAUGCAACAGAGUAUGCGGCCGAUGGAUAAUUUAUUGGAUAAUACACUUCUGCAACUAGAAAGAACGACAGAAAGGAUUAUGAACCGAAUAGCUAUUACAAUGCAAGCACCAAUGCAAAAAUCUGUGUUCCAUUUGGCUUGGUCACCCGACUCCCUGCCAGCAGCUCAAGCAAUCAUUCCAUUAUUAGAAUAUCUUGAUCUUCAUCUAUCAGCUCUUAAUAGUGCCCUACUUACAAAGAAUUUUCAUCGUGCAUUAAAUAUAAUUUGGCUUUUAGUAUUAAAUGAACUCGCAACACAAAUGGAUUCAGCGGGUGGAGAGAAGCCAGCAAAUUUUCAUGAUCGCCUAUAUGAAGCACUUCAAAUGCUCGUUGAUUUCAUUCACGCAGAGGGAUUGGGAUUAACGCAUGAUGUAAUAAAAAAUGAUGAUUAUUGGCGUGUUGAACAGCGCCUUCAAUAUCAUAAGAGCAACACGGAACAGUUAAUUGAUAUAUUUUAUAUGCAACGACUUCAAGAACAAAUACGAUUGCAAAACUCAAAUGAACCUGCACAAUUUGGUAUGUUAUCAGUUCGUGCCUACUUAAAUCAUGAUUCAUUGUGCGUUGAAGUAUUACGUGCACAAAAUGUUAUACCAUUAGAUCCAAACGGCUUUAGUGAUCCCUUUGUAAUCAUUGAACUUUUACCACGACGUUUGUUCCCCCAUUGUACGGAACAACAAACCCAUGUUCAUAAGCGCACCCUCAAUCCAGUAUUCGACGAGUGUUUCGAGUUCGGUACGAUAACACAAGAACUAUGUACACAGGAAUGUGCAAUGAUUGGAUUUACUGUGAUGGAUCAUGACGUCAUAACAGCGAAUGAUUUUGCUGGUGAGGCAUUCUUGUCACUCAACAACAUACCUGGAGUGUCGGAAUGUGGAAGUAUUGAAAAUUUCCAUGGAUUGAAGCAAAUUGAUUUGGUCUUAAUGCAGCAAAAAGAUAAACAUCAUCCAAUCUUCCAAAUACUAGAAACACGUACGACAGAUAAACUAGCACUCGAUUAUGUCCGCAAGCAAAAAGCAAGAGUGACGUGUUAAGUAAGUUUAAGAGUUGUCUACAUUUAAACAACUUACAUUUUCUUCAUAAUUAAAAGAUAAAUCUCUUCCAUGUGCUCUUUGUAUGGAAGUUUAUAUAUUUAAGUAAAAG